This is a messenger RNA of Emys orbicularis (European pond turtle), 702 nucleotides long. RefSeq names its product RAB15 effector protein (gene REP15). The transcript has a single exon. Bases 1 to 702 code for a protein of 233 amino acids. Lineage: Eukaryota; Metazoa; Chordata; Testudines; Emydidae. The record is from RefSeq and is a predicted model, not a curated record. Gene Ontology annotation, biological process: receptor recycling.
AUGGGCCAGAAAUUAUCACAGGAACCUAACGAGAAGAACAAGGCUGACAUUCUCAUUAUAAACGAGGUGUUCAGCCAAGGAGUGGUCCAUGCAUCUCAAAAGCUGAAAGAAUACCUUGGAUUUGAAGAUUCUCAGAGCAAAUUCCGCCCAGCCAUGGAUACUUUAAAUGAGAUCUUUUUGGUUAACUUCAUCAGUUUCUGUAUUGAAAAAGGAGUGGAGGAGCGUAUCACGACCAGCAAGAUGACGAAGCAACAGUCUUUGCUGCUUGGGAUCGACUGGAUCUGGACUUUAUCAGGAGCCGACAAACAAAUCAAUCUUCAGAUCGCCGUGCAGUCUUUGCAGAUGGCUGAGCUCCUCCAUGAUGAAACGGGGCCCAGCAAGGAAGCCACGUUAGCAGACCAGCCUUUCAAAAACAAAAGCAGGUUUGAGAAGCUUGAAGAGUUCUGCACGCUGGUGGGACAAGACUGCCUGGGCCUCUUUAUAAUGUUUGGAGUGCCAGGGAAGCCUAAGGAUAUCAGAGGAGUCAUGCUAGACAGCAUCAACAAGGAGAAACGAAAAAAUCACCUGUCAGGCGAGAAUGCUCUAAGGCAGUUCGUCUUGAACACUGACAGCUUCCUCUCCACAAAAGAAAUGCUUGAAAACUGCCUCUGUAAGAAAAAUGGGCUCAAGGAGGUGGGCAAGGUGUACAUUAACUUUCUUUAA